AUGCUUCUGACUAACAACACUGAAAUUACAGAAUUCAUUUUACUGGGGCUCACAGAUCGCCCAGAACUCCAGCCUCUCCUCUUCGUGCUGUUUCUGUUUGUUUACCUUGUCACUGUCUUAGGCAACAUGGGCAUGAUGGCCCUGAUCAGACUGGAUUCCCGCCUUCACACGCCCAUGUACUUCUUCCUCAGUAACCUGGCAUUUGUGGAUCUGUGUUAUACAUCAACUGCUACCCCACAGAUGCUGAGUAAUUUCUUAUCAGAAAAGAAGAGCAUUUCUUUUAUUGGGUGCUUUAUCCAGUGCUAUCUUUUCAUUGCCCUUCUCCUCACAGAGUUCUACAUGCUGGCAGCCAUGGCCUAUGACCGCUAUGUGGCUAUAUGCAAUCCUCUGCGUUAUAAUGUAAAAAUGUCCAGGCAAGUCUGCAUCUGCUUGGCCACAUGUCCUUAUGUUUAUGGCUUCUCAGAUGGGCUGUUCCAAGCCAUCCUGACCUUCAGCAUGACCUUCUGUAAAUCCAAUGUCAUCAACCACUUCUACUGUGCUGACCCACCACUCAUUAAGCUGUCUUGUUCAGAUACUUACAUAAAAGAGCAUAUGCUUCUGACUAACAACACUGAAAUUACAGAAUUCAUUUUACUGGGGCUCACAGAUCGCCCAGAACUCCAGCCUCUCCUCUUCGUGCUGUUUCUGUUUGUUUACCUUGUCACUGUCUUAGGCAACAUGGGCAUGAUGGCCCUGAUCAGACUGGAUUCCCGCCUUCACACGCCCAUGUACUUCUUCCUCAGUAACCUGGCAUUUGUGGAUCUGUGUUAUACGUCAAACGCUACCCCACAGAUGCUGAGUAAUUUCUUAUCAGAAAAGAAGAGCAUUUCUUUUAUUGGGUGCUUUAUCCAGUGCUAUCUUUUCAUUGCCCUUCUCCUCACAGAGUUCUACAUGCUGGCAGCCAUGGCCUAUGACCGCUAUGUGGCUAUAUGCAAUCCUCUGCGUUAUAGUGUAAAAAUGUCCAGGCAAGUCUGCAUCUGCUUGGCCACAUGUCCUUAUGUUUAUGGCUUCUCAGAUGGGCUGUUCCAAGCCAUCCUGACCUUCAGCAUGACCUUCUGUAAAUCCAAUGUCAUCAACCACUUCUACUGUGCUGACCCACCACUCAUUAAGCUGUCUUGUUCAGAUACUUACAUAAAAGAGCAUGCCAUGUUGAUAUCAGCUGGUCUCAACCUCUCCAACUCACUCACCAUCAUCCUGGUGUCUUAUGCCUUCAUUAUUGCUGCCAUCUUAAGGAUCAAAUCUGCUGAAGGAAGACGCAAGGCUUUCUCCACCUGUGGUUCCCACAUGAUGGCUGUCACAUUGUUUUAUGGAACCCUCUUCUGCAUGUAUGUCAGACCACCCACUGACAAGACUGUUGAGGAGUCCAAAAUGAUAGCUGUCUUCUACACCUUUGUGAGUCCAGUGUUGAAUCCACUGAUCUACAGCCUGAGGAAUAAGGAUGUGAAGCAGGCCCUGAAGACAGUCCUCAGGCGAAACGUUGUCAGGGCAGCACUCAUGCCUCCAGGUUCCAAGAAACUGCAACUGUAG
This is a messenger RNA of Psammomys obesus (fat sand rat), 1566 nucleotides long. RefSeq names its product olfactory receptor 5M11-like. Gene Ontology annotation, biological process: G protein-coupled receptor signaling pathway; sensory perception of smell. Gene Ontology annotation, cellular component: membrane. Gene Ontology annotation, molecular function: odorant binding; olfactory receptor activity; G protein-coupled receptor activity. The coding region runs from base 1 to 1566 and encodes 521 amino acids. Lineage: Eukaryota; Metazoa; Chordata; Mammalia; Rodentia; Muridae. The record is from RefSeq and is a predicted model, not a curated record. The transcript has 2 exons.